GCUCGCGAAGGCGCAGAGGAACCGGCGGAGGGCGGGAGGCCGCAGGCGGCGCUCUCGCCAGGCGGCCAGAAGGGCAGAAGCCCCCAGUCUUCAGCCCGCGCAAGCGACGCCGGGAAAUGCCCACAUCCGGGAAACCUGUAGCGGAGUGCGGCGGCGGCGACACCGAGUGGAAGGCAAAAUGGCGGCAGCGACCGCGGCCUAGUGUUAAGGGGAGAGCCAGGUCCCCGCGACCUUCGCGACGGGCCGCGCUGGCCCGUGGCAGCCCCCCCAGCGUCUCUCCCCGCCCUUCCCCUUCGGGAAUACUUGGGGUCCCUGGGAGGGGCUCCGAUCGCGUCGGCGCCCGCCCUCCGGCCCGCGGUCGCUGUCCAGGAGACCCGCACUCUGUUGCAGGGUUAAUUAUUUAAAUUGUAAAGAAUUUUAAUAUUCCUGCGAACUUCUGCAAAGGAUCUUUUUCAGUUUUUCUCAAGAAGGCUCUGAAUCUAUCAAGUAGCUCUUACAGAAGUCUUGUGUGUGGGUUAUAUAUAGAGAUAUUUUCAUGAAGAGGAGUGAAAAGCCAGAAGGAUAUAGACAAAUGAGGCCUAAGACCUUUCCUGCCAGUAACUAUACUGGCAGCAGCCGGCAGAUGUUGCAAGAAAUUCGGGAAUCCCUUAGGAAUUUAUCCAAACCAUCCGAUGCCAUUAAAGCUGAGCAUAACGUGAAUAAAAUGUCAAUUGAAGAUCCUCGACAAGUCAGAAAUCCACCUAAAUUUGGGACUCAUCAUAAAGCCUUGUUGGAAAUUCGAAACUCUCUACAACCAUUUGCCAAUGAAACAAGCCGGAAUACUUCAGAAGUUAAUCCACAGAUGCUUCAAGAUUUACAAGCUGCUGGAUUUGAUGAGGAUAUGGUUAUACAAGCUCUUCAGAAAACCAACAACAGAAGUAUAGAAGCUGCAAUUGAAUUUAUUAGCAAAAUGAGUUACCAAGAUCCUCGACGGGAGCAGAUGAGUGCAGCAGCUGCCAGACCUAUUAAUGCCAGCUUGAAGCCAGGGAGUAUGCAACAAUCAGUUAACCGCAAACAAAGCUGGAAAGGUUCUAAAGAAUCCUUAGUUCCUCAGAGACAUGGUCCACCACUGGGAGAAAGUGUGGUCUAUCGUUCUGAAAGCCCCAACUCGCAGACAGAUGUAGGAAAACCUUUGUCAGGAUCUGGUAUAACUGCAUUUGCUCAAGGUCACCCUAGCAAUGGACAGAGAGUGAACCCCCCACCACCUCCUCAAGUAAGGAGUGUCACUCCACCGCCACCUCCAAGAGGCCAGACUCCUCCUCCAAGAGGUACAACUCCACCUCCCCCCUCGUGGGAACCAAACUCUCAAACAAAGCGCUAUUCUGGGAACAUGGAAUAUAUGAUCUCCCGAAUCUCCCCCGUUCCACCUGGAGCCUGGCAGGAGGGCUAUCCUCCACCACCUGUUAACACGUCCCCAUUGAACCCUCCUAAUCAGGGACAGAGAGGCAUUAGCUCUGUUCCUGUUGGCAGACAACCAAUCAUCAUGCCAAGUUCUAACAAAUUUAAUUUUCCACCAGGGAGACCUGGAAUUCAGAAUGGUAGUGGUCAAACUGAUUUUAUGAUACACCAAAAUGUUGUCCCUGCUGGCGCCGUGAAUCGGCAGCCACCCCCUCCGUAUCCUCUGACCCCAACUAAUGGACAAAGCCCUUCUGCUUUACAGACAGGGGGAUCUACUGCUGCUCCUUCAUAUACAAAUGGAAAUAUCCCUCCAUCUGUGAUGGUGCCAAAUAGAAACAGUCAUAACAUGGAACUUUAUAACAUUAGUGUACCUGGACUACAAACAACUUGGCCUCAGUCGUCUUCUGCUCCAGCUCAGUCGUCCACAAGCACUGGGCAUGAAAUCCCUACAUGGCAACCUAACAUACCAGUGAGGUCAAAUUCUUUUAAUAACCCUUUAGGAAAUAGAACAAGUCAUUCUGCUAAUUCUCAGCCUUCAGCUACAACAGUCACUGCUAUUACACCAGCUCCAAUUCAGCAACCCGUGAAAAGCAUACGUGUAUUGAAACCAGAGCUACAGACUGCUUUAGCACCUACGCACCCUUCUUGGAUACCACAGCCAAUUCAAUCUGUUCAACCUAGUCCUUUUCCUGAGGGUACCACUUCAAAUAUGACUGUUAUGCCACCGGUUGCUGAAGCUCCAAAUUAUCAAGGCCCACCACCACCUUAUCCAAAACAUCUGCUACAUCAAAACCCAUCUGUUCCUCCAUAUGAAUCAAUCAAUAAAUCUAACAAAGAGGAUCAGCUGAGCUUGCCCAAGGAAGAUGAGAGUGAAAAAAGUUAUGAAAAUGUUGAUAGUGGGGAUAAAGAAAAGAAACAGAUUACAACUUCACCUAUUACUGUUAGGAAAAACAAGAAAGAUGAAGAGCGAAGGGAAUCUCGUAUUCAAAGUUACUCUCCUCAGGCAUUUAAAUUCUUUAUGGAGCAACAUGUAGAAAAUGUACUUAAAUCUCAUCAGCAACGUCUACAUCGUAAAAAACAAUUAGAGAAUGAAAUGAUGCGGGUUGGAUUAUCUCAAGAUGCCCAGGAUCAAAUGAGAAAGAUGCUCUGCCAAAAAGAGUCUAAUUACAUCCGUCUUAAGAGGGCUAAAAUGGACAAGUCUAUGUUUGUGAAGAUAAAGACACUAGGAAUAGGAGCAUUUGGUGAAGUCUGUCUAGCAAGAAAAGUAGAUACUAAGGCAUUGUAUGCAACAAAAACUCUUCGAAAGAAAGAUGUUCUGCUUCGAAAUCAGGUUGCUCAUGUUAAAGCUGAGAGAGAUAUCCUGGCUGAAGCUGACAACGAAUGGGUAGUUCGUCUAUAUUAUUCGUUCCAAGAUAAGGACAAUUUAUACUUUGUAAUGGACUAUAUUCCCGGGGGUGAUAUGAUGAGCUUGUUAAUUAGAAUGGGCAUCUUUCCAGAAAAUCUGGCACGAUUCUACAUAGCAGAACUUACCUGUGCAGUUGAAAGUGUUCAUAAAAUGGGUUUUAUUCAUAGAGAUAUUAAACCCGAUAACAUUUUGAUUGAUCGUGAUGGUCAUAUUAAAUUGACUGACUUUGGUCUCUGCACUGGCUUCAGAUGGACACAUGAUUCUAAGUACUAUCAGAGUGGUGACCAUCCGCGGCAAGAUAGCAUGGAUUUCAGUAACGAAUGGGGUGACCCCUCUAACUGUCGAUGUGGAGACAGAUUAAAGCCACUAGAGCGGAGAGCAGCACGUCAGCAUCAGCGAUGUCUAGCACAUUCUUUGGUUGGGACUCCCAAUUAUAUUGCACCUGAAGUGUUGUUACGAACAGGCUAUACACAGUUAUGUGACUGGUGGAGUGUUGGUGUAAUUCUUUUUGAAAUGUUGGUGGGACAACCUCCUUUCUUGGCACAAACACCAUUAGAAACACAAAUGAAGGUUAUCAACUGGCAAACAUCUCUUCACAUUCCACCGCAAGCUAAACUGAGUCCUGAAGCCUCUGAUCUUAUUAUUAAACUUUGCCGAGGACCAGAAGAUCGCUUAGGCAAGAAUGGCGCUGAUGAAAUAAAAGCUCAUCCAUUUUUUAAAACAAUUGAUUUCUCCAGUGACCUGAGACAACAGUCUGCUUCUUACAUUCCUAAAAUCACACACCCAACAGAUACAUCAAAUUUUGAUCCCGUUGAUCCUGAUAAGUUAUGGAGUGAUGAUAAUGAGGAAGAAAAUGUAAAUGACACUCUGAAUGGAUGGUAUAAAAAUGGAAAGCACCCCGAACAUGCUUUCUAUGAAUUUACCUUUCGGAGGUUUUUUGAUGACAAUGGCUACCCAUAUAAUUAUCCAAAGCCCAUUGAAUAUGAAUAUAUUAAUUCACAAGGCUUGGAGCAACAGUCAGAUGAAGAUGAUCAGCACACAGGCUCAGAGAUCAAAAAUCGUGAUCUAGUGUAUGUUUAACUAGGAAAUAAUUGUCGAUAAGGAUUUGCAAAAAAAAGCCUUAAAUGCGCAGGGGUUUUGAGGCUCUGAGAGUAAAAUUAUGCAAAUGUGACAGAGCUGUGUGUGCUCUGUAUACAAUAUUUUAUAUUCCUAAAUUAUGGGAAAGUCUUCUAAAAUCUUAAUUUAUUCCAGCCUUUUUAAUCAAUAAUUUAGAAAAAAAUUGUUAUAAAGUAAAUUAUGAACUGAAUAUACCAGUUCUUGGUACUUAAAGUACUUAAAAAAUAGUGCUUUGUUUAAAAGGAGAAGUCUGGUAUCUAUUUGUACAUAUGCUAUAUAAUUUUAAAAGACAAGAGUUUUUGGAAUUUUUUUGAAAGACAGUUUUAGUUUUAUCUUGCUUUAACCAAAUAAGAAAUAUUCCCUACAUUUACAAAGCUUUUUUUACCCCCAUAACCUCGUUUUGGUACAAAAUAAGCUAUAGAAAUUAAGCCAUGAUGGUGGUGAGUGUUCCUAGGCUAAUGAUAAUCUGUAUAAAUUCAUGUCUUGGAACUCAGAAAUACAGGGUUGAAACAGUAUGUUCAUUAGAAGGAAAAAAAAAUGUUUAUCUUUUUUUUUCUCUGUCGAAUAUUUAACCUUUUAGCAUUUGUUUCUCAAGAAUUAUUGGCAUUAAACUAAGCAAAGCACUACCAUUUUUCUUUCUAUAUUGGUAUUUUUAAUGCUGCUUCGAGUUUUAAAGGAGAACAAAACUGCCAUAAAUCUAAAUUUCUUAUUCUAAAAGCUAAGAUUUUUCAUAUUAUUACUUCAAAAUUUAAAACUUGAUUUCUGCCAUCCUUAGCAGAGAGAUUGUUUUCAGUUUCAUAUGAAACUAUGAUUAGAAAUUGUUUGUGGGUACUCACUAGGAAAGUACUUUUUCUAUAUAGUGAGAGUUUGUGUCAUCAGUAAUGUUAUAUUUCCUCUUUCAGAACAAUGCUGCAUACACAGACUGUUUAUUGGCAAAGGAAAAUCUGGCUAUUUGGCAAUAUUUUACCUAUUGACAGAUUAAUUGAUGAAAAAUUAUUUAACAAGGUGGCCAUUUUAACUAGAGAAAGUUAUAUAGUGGUCUUAGUAGAAAAUUCAAAUUCUAACUUAUUUAAGGUUAAAUAAUAUGUUUUCCAUUGUUCCUCUUGUAUAUGCUUAGAUUUCAAGGAAGACUUCUGGUUUCAUACCAAAAUACAUUUACCUUAUCUUUUAGGAAGGGGAAAGGGCUCAAUUCUUACAUUAGUAAAACCUGUACUUUCUUUUUCUUAAGCUCCACUGAUUGGGAAUUGUUUUAUCAAAACAAUAUAUGUGGAUAAGAGGCAUAAUUUUAGUGAUUUUCAGUAUUUUAGCUUCAUAGGAAAGCUAAUGGAAAUCACAUGUGUAAGUAAAAUUAAGUCACAGCUGUUCCAGCUGAAUUAAGGAUGUCAAAGAAGAUUUAUUUAUUAGCCCAAACUUCCCACCUUUCUGUGGUGGCCCUCUCAGAAUUCAGCUUGUAAGCCAUUGCAUGACCCACUGUGUAAUAUAAGUAGGAUCUUUGGGAGUCUUUAGUUUUUUUGAGAAUCUGAUGAAAGCUGUGGACUCUCUUCCCAGAAAGAUGGAUACCAGCACAUACACAUAAAAUGUUUGCAGUUUUAGGGAUUCUGGACAUGUUGAAAGCUAUCAUAAACUGUUGAUUAAGAACCUCUGUCCUGUAAGAACACUAACAUAUAAAAUUAAGAACCUUGCAUUAAAUUUACCGAUUAGCACUCAAAUUAGCACAUCUUGCAUAAACACUGGUAAUUUGUGAUGGAAAAGGUCUGUACCGUGUGAUAAGGUAUCCUCCCAUGAAUGCCUCUCUCGCUGGUGCAGCAGUAAGACAUUUUAAACACACCCUUUUGAAGGCAGUGAAAUAUAUGUUUGGCUUAUUACAGACCUGGUAAAUAUUUCUGAAGGACUUCAGAGAAUUUUAAGAAAAUGUACAAUGAGAUAGCAGUCUUCACUUCAUGGCACAUAUGAUUAGUCCUAAAAAAUUCUAUGCAAAACAAAUUAGGUCAAGAAUUUUUAUCUCAGCAUUCAAAUUUUUAAGCUAUCUUGCUCUUCAGCUUUCUCAGUUAGAUUUGCUUAAAUUUCCAUACAGUUGUUUUACUUCUGGACUUACGGUGCAAUAUAGUACAAAAACAACUUUGUUACAUUUACGUUGUAGGAAAACUAAGGUGCUGCCCGCCCCCACCCCCCCCACACACACAUAAUCUGUGCUGCCCUUAUUUUUCAAAUGUAACAGACACUAAAAAUUUUGUAUUUUGAAAUUUCCUCUGACAGCGUAAGCUUUUUAUGUGUAUCUGGAGCUAUGUACAAGUCUUUAGUAUCUGCAGUUUUAAAAGUUUGGCUACCCUUAUUAGCUGUCUUAUUCCCCAAUUACAUUCAGUUCUUCCAGUAUAGAAUCUGGUGCUUCCUGACCAAAAAGAACAUCAUCAAAAGUCUAUAUGCUUUCAAUUGAAAUGGAGUGAACAUCAUCAAAAGUCUAUAUGCUUUCAAUUGAAAUGGAGUGAAAUGGAGUUAUAAAUGUUUUCUUUUUAAAAUAAUUUUUCCACUAAAAACUUACUGUCUUUCUUAUACUUACCUUUUUUUAUGCAUAUCACUAGUAUUUAUAAAACAUGUUCUGUAAUUAUGUAAUUGUAGAUACUGUUAUGUAUUGUCCAAUGACAUCCUAAGGCAGGCCCUAUUGCUGUAUCUUUUCUACCUUAUUUGUAAUAGAAACUAUAGAAUGUAUGUAUGACUAAGAAGUCACUUUGAGAUUGACUUUUUUAAAAAGUGAUUACCUUCUGCUGUUGCAAAGUGCAAAACUGUGAGUGGAAAUGUUUUAUUCUGACUUAAUAUGUUAGAAAUUAGAGAAUACAGUGGGAGGUUUUUUAGAUAUUGCUGCUGCUGUUACCUAAGGUACUUUAGAAAUUUUUCUUUAAUAAACAAAAAUAAAAAUCCCUUUAGUAUUUAAAGUGAAACAUUUAGCCUGUUUGUUUUAAUCUAAAACAAAAAGUAAUUUGGGUCAACAUAUUAGUAUAUUUGUAAAGCGCCUUAAUAUAUCCUUUUGAGGAAGGCUCUGUACCACAGUUUACUUUUAUAUUGUAUUGUGUAUAUAAAGUAUUUUGUAUUAAAAUGCAAUCAAUACAACACUACAGUUUUAUAAAAUAAUGUUUCGUUAGGAAAAGGAAUUACAGCUUUGCAAUAUAACUGAAUUGUUUUGCAUACUUUUGAAUGUAGUAGAUCUGAAUAAUCAGCUUGUGUUUUUAAUGAAUCUAUUUGUAUUUUCCCAAUCAUUUUAUAUAGUGUAACAUUUGCUGGGGUAAUAAAAAAAAAAGCAAAAUUCAAAUAUUUCAA
Molecule: messenger RNA, 7270 nt
Organism: Pteropus alecto (black flying fox)
Lineage: Eukaryota; Metazoa; Chordata; Mammalia; Chiroptera; Pteropodidae
Gene: LATS1
Product: large tumor suppressor kinase 1
Exons: 8
Coding region: 536-3922 (1128 amino acids)
Biological process (GO): positive regulation of apoptotic process; hippo signaling; G1/S transition of mitotic cell cycle
Cellular component (GO): spindle pole
Molecular function (GO): protein binding; protein serine/threonine kinase activity; ATP binding
Source: RefSeq, a predicted model, not a curated record